Molecule: messenger RNA, 900 nt
Organism: Enterobius vermicularis (human pinworm)
Lineage: Eukaryota; Metazoa; Nematoda; Chromadorea; Rhabditida; Oxyuridae
Source: the annotation of a GenBank genome assembly
AUGUCGUUUCUAAACGACGAACUUCCCACAUGGGUUUGUGCAAAACAUGUCUCAUCGUUUCCUCCAUACACCACAGCACAAGUUACCAAAACUUUUAGGGCUACAGUUGCUGAUGAACUUUCGGUAGACGAAGGCGAAACAGUUUCAGCAGUUUACAAAGAUGAUAGUUGGAUUUAUGCACAAAACCAAAGAGGCGAUAAAGGGUUUUUUCCUGAUGCUCAUUGCCGACUUUUACUACCACAAAGAGUGGCUGCUGACAGUAAACAAAAAGUAAUCAGGCGAGAAUCAGAACAGUUUCAGAAACGAAUAAAAAAGCAGAAUAAGUUUGCCGGUAAACCAAAUGUGAAGGUACGACGAGCACAAACCUUCGAUUACGCAGAUACUCGGCCACAGUUAAUGCCAAAAACAGAACUUUGGAACGACAACAAAAGCUUACAAGAUUUUUUACAAUCACUUCACAUCAAUGACGGUUUUGAUGAUAGUGAAAUAUUCGUUAAAGUUCCACAAGCUGAAAAGAAAGUUUUAUACUCGUUUAAAGCUCGUAAUUCUCAAGAAUUAACUGUCGAUAAAGGCCAAAUGGUAACCGUACUGAAUUCAUCGGAUCGAAGUUGGACGUAUGUAAAAGAUGCAGAAAAUAAUGAAGGUUUUAUUCCAGCAGCAUUUUUAGAAGGCUCAAAUAUUUUGGGCAAAAAAGAACUACAUAGGCAAUCAAACUUCAAAGAUGUUGUUGUGUUGGAAGAAUUUCGGUCUGCAAAUGCUGCUGAUCUCCGGGUUUAUGUUGGAGAUGUUUUACGGGUAAUUGUACCGGCAGUGCACGGUUGGUAUUGGGCAAAUCGUUUGACGGAUAAUCGGAAAGGUUUUGUUCCGGAAUCUGUUGUAUCAGUCGCCACAAAGUUAUAG